This is a messenger RNA of Bombina bombina (fire-bellied toad), 1536 nucleotides long. Its product is annotated as olfactory receptor 1019-like. The transcript is spliced from 4 exons. The record is from RefSeq and is a predicted model, not a curated record. Gene Ontology annotation, molecular function: G protein-coupled receptor activity; olfactory receptor activity; odorant binding. Gene Ontology annotation, cellular component: membrane. Lineage: Eukaryota; Metazoa; Chordata; Amphibia; Anura; Bombinatoridae. Gene Ontology annotation, biological process: sensory perception of smell; G protein-coupled receptor signaling pathway. Bases 1 to 1536 code for a protein of 511 amino acids.
AUGGCUCACUUACAUCGUUAUAAUCAGUCAUCUGUGUCUGAGUUCAUCCUUGUUGGUCUUUCUGAAACUUCAGAACCUCAAGUUAUCCUCUUUCUCAUUUUUCUUUGCAUUUACCUUAUCACUAUUAUUGGUAACAUUAUUAUCAUAACGGUCAUUUCAUCUGACCAGCGGUUCCACACUCCUAUGUACUUUUUCUUAGCCAACCUUGCCGUCAUUGAUAUCAUCUUUUCAUCGGUUACAGUUCCAAAGCUUUUGUCCAUCUUGAUCACCGCUAAGAAGUUCAUCUCCUACUCAAGUUGCCUUACCCAGCUCUCAUUCUUCCAGUUCUUUGUGGUGGCUGAAUGCUACCUUUUGGCAGUAAUGGCCUAUGACAGAUAUGUAGCUAUUUGCUUUCCACUCAACUACACUCUAAUCAUGAGUCGAAUGGUCAGAAUACGGCUUGUGAUUACUUGCUGGGUUUGUGGUUUGAUCAAUUCAACAGUUCAGGCUCUCUCAAUAUCCAGGCUUAACUUUUGUGGCACCAAUGUGGUUGAACAUUUUUUCUGUGAUGUCACUCCAUUGUUUAAGCUUUCUUGCUCGGACACUAAAAUAGAUGAGAUAGUCUUUUUGCUGGUUGUAGUAUUUGCAGGUUUUGUUCCAUUGUUUUUUAUUCUUGUGACUUAUGGGCGCAUCAUUUAUGCUGUCACCAGAAUUAACUCCAGAAGUGGUCGGACAAAGACGUUCUCCACUUGUGCUUCUCAUUUCACUGUGGUUGCUUUGUAUUAUGGGUGUGGAACCUUUAGCUACAUUUGGCCAUCUUCUACAGCUGCAAUGGACAAAGAUGUGAAGGUGGUGGCUGUGUUAUACACAAUCAUGACUCCUAUGUUAAACCCCAUUAUUUAUAGUCUGCGCAAUAAGAAGGUAAAAGAGGCACUUAGUAAAUUUUUAGAAAAACUUUUCUCUAGGGAUGCAGAUGGUGUUCCUCCAGCAAUUAAGAAGUUUAUUGGUACUGGUAUUAUGAAGGCCCUGGUUGCAGUUCCUUCUAAUAAUAUAAGUACUGAUCUACAAAAUACUGAAGUUUCCUCAAAUGAUGAGGAUUCCUCUAACAGUGAGGCUUCCUCAUCGGAUACAUCUCACCCCAGCAAGAAAUACAGACUUAAAAUCCCAGCAAGCUCUGCAGCCAUACAUCUCACUCCCAACAAGAAAUACAGACUUAAAAUCCCAGCAAGCUCUGCAGCCAGACAUCUCACUCCCAACAAGAAAUACAGACUUAAGAUCCCAGCAAGCUCUGCAGCCAGACAUCUCACUCCCAACAAGAAAUACAGACUUAAAAUCCCAGCAAGCUCUGCAGCCAGACAUCUCACUCCCAACAAGAAAUACAGACUUAAGAUCCCAGCAAGCUCUGCAGCCAGACAUCUCACUCCCAACAAGAAAUACAGACUUAAAAUCCCAGCAAGCUCUGCAGCCAGACAUCUCACCCCAGCAAGAAAUACAGACUUAAAAUCCCAGCAAGCUCUGCAGCCAGACAUCUCACCCCAGCAAGAAAUACAGACUUAA